AAUUCGUCAGCGAUUGUCGGAUCAGGCGAGAAAGCUUUUUGAUGUACUGUUCGCUGUUUUCGAAAAAUGUCAUUUGUUUUUAGUAGUUAACUGUUACGACAUGAAAAGUUUCGUAUUUGUGUCAGUUUGUAUUUUCAGUAUAUUCACUGGAUAUGAGUGUCAAGGGCAAAAUCAAGUUCAAGGUAAUUACAACAUCAAUCGCAACAAUUUGUUGGGUUUAGCUUCUUCAUUACAAAAUUUAGCUGGGAAUAUCUUAACCAACUUACAACAAGGUAAUCCAGUUGACAUUCAGUUCUCUACUAAUUUUGGAGGCAAUAUUAACGACCAAAAUUAUCAGAGAAAUCAGCAAUAUCCUUCAAGAUAUCAACAGACAGGUCUACCAGGUCCUCCUGGUUUCCAGCAUCCGCGAGGGCCUCCUGGAUAUGGUCCGCCACCAGGGCCACCCCCAGGACCACCUGGUUAUGGUCCACCCCCCGGGCCACCUCCAGGGCCUCCUGGAUAUGGUCCACCACCAGGACCACCUCCAGGGUCUCCUGGAUAUGGUCCACCACCAGGACCACCUCCAGGGCCUCCUGGAUAUGGUCCGCCUCCAGGUCCACCUCCAGGUUACCCUGGCUAUGGCCCUGCUGGAUAUGAUCCAAGACCCGGUUUUGGUUUUCCAGGCCAUGGCCAACCUGGACCUCCACCGGGGCCUCCUCCUCCUGGUCCGCCACCCCCUGGACCACCACCUCAUGGACCACCACCACCUGGACCACCUCCACCACCUGGGUAUGGUCCUGUAGGAUCACCGCCAUUUGGACCACCACCUCAUCAGAAUCCUCGUCACCCUGGACACGGUCGUCCUGGACAGAAUCAGCCACUUCAAAGGCCUGACACUCGAGAAGAUGAUUCUGACAGGCCAGUAUUUGAUACAAACGAAGACGAAGAUAGACAGAAGAUUUCUGGCUAUAUUAAUGGAGACUUUCCUGUAAUUUUGCUCGAAAAAAAUGAAAUCCGGUAACUGGUCUUUUUGAAUGAACAUUUUGACAGAUUUUUUACUUCUUCUAUAUAUUUACCAAUAGAAAACAUAUUAUAAAUGAAAAUAUAGAUAAUUUUUCAAACGAUUUUUAUUCAUUUAGUCUUUUAUAUUCUUGUAAAAUUAUGAGUUAGUAAUUUCAAGUAAAUGGUCCAUACAGAUUACAUGUAGGUACAUUCAAAUACACCGUUAUGGAAAGAACAGGUAAAAAUAAUUUACUGCAUGUGAAGCAAUUAUUUGUUCCAAAACAAUCUGGGUUUUUGCUUUGGGCUUUUGUAACUUACAAUACAAUUGUGAAUAAAGUAAUCUAUGCGGUGCAGUUUUUGGUUCCUGUUUUGCCUAAUAUAUGCAAUAUGAUCGCAAAAAAAACGGCGUCAGCGAUAGCUAUGAAAUGAAGAUCGCUGUCAUUUUAUAUGUAAAAUUAUAUGGGGAAUGCAAUUGAUCGUCAUUAAUUUCUAAGCCAACUGGACGCCGUUUUUUUUUCUAUCAUACGGUAUAAUUGUAAUAGUUCUCUCUUAAUACUGUACUGACCCAAAAAGUAAAUAUAUUGUAUAAUUUUAUUAAAUAUCUCUCAUACCACAAACUGAUGUUUAUGUUCGUAUGAUUUUUCUUUGGUUCUCUUUACUAAAUUUAUGAAACUAUAUCUUAAAAUAAAAUGAGAAAUAUUAAUCUAAUGCGUUUAUUUAUUUCUUCAUAAUAAAUUAUGUAACAUAAUUGAAGU
Molecule: messenger RNA, 1736 nt
Organism: Sitophilus oryzae (rice weevil)
Lineage: Eukaryota; Metazoa; Arthropoda; Insecta; Coleoptera; Curculionidae
Product: basic proline-rich protein-like
Exons: 4
Coding region: 101-1000 (299 amino acids)
Source: RefSeq, a predicted model, not a curated record